This is a messenger RNA of Armigeres subalbatus, 453 nucleotides long. It is a transcript of the gene ND-MNLL, whose product is annotated as NADH dehydrogenase [ubiquinone] 1 beta subcomplex subunit 1. The coding region runs from base 227 to 394 and encodes 55 amino acids. The record is from RefSeq and is a predicted model, not a curated record. Gene Ontology annotation, cellular component: mitochondrion. The transcript is spliced from 2 exons. Lineage: Eukaryota; Metazoa; Arthropoda; Insecta; Diptera; Culicidae.
UAUGUAACCAAAUGUUGACAUUUCCCCAACACUGUCCGCAUCUGACCGAAUCCGUCAAAGUUCUCUGUGCACUGGCAGCUACAAAAUUGUAAUCCACCGAUUUGCGUAACUCCGGCAAGCUCGAUUUUCGCCGACUAUUCGUACACCCGCAGCUGGAAGCAGCAACAGCAGCAGCAGCUCGCACCAGCUCAGGUUCCGCAAGGGUAAUUGAGUCGGAUACAAAAGGAUGUUCGGACUGACGAAACAGUACCUGUGGGCUUUCAUCCCACUGACCGGGUACGGGAUCGGGUGGUUCCUGGAUAACAAGGAAACCGAACGGAUGACCAUGUUCCGCGACAAGAGUGCGCUCUACGGAAGAGUUCUGAAGGAAGGCGAGAAGCCCUCGUGGCCUUGAAUGUCAUCGUAAGGUCUGGAUAUGGACUAGUGGGAAAUAAAUAUGUUUCAUAAACAUUA